AUGAAAAUAAUAACCUCACAGUCGGCCACUUUUGUUGGUCAACAUGAACCGCUUCCUUAGCCUGGUGCCUCGAGAAAUGUUUUCUUCUACACUGAGAAAAUAAAAUAAUAUUGUCCAAACAAGAAUUUCUUGGUUCAAGAAAUCCGUUCAAAAUAUUUCUUUUAUUAUCAUUAAUUAUCAAUUUCUCGAGAAAAGAGCAUCAAGUUUAUUUUUGUUAUAUAUGAAUUUGAUUUAUUACUAGUAAACAAAAUAAAAAUUAUUUCCAUCAAUUCUACGAAUUCUUGAGACAAAAUUACAUAUUCUCGAAAAUUAUCAAGAAUAUAUGUUCUUGUAUCAAGUAAAUAUUCUUAACAAAAGUAUUUUUGUUUCUCAGCGUAAAAUUUUUCUCGACUAAAAUGAGUGCUGACUUCUUAAAUAACUUUAUCUUAUCAAUUUCACCAAAUUUAAAAUUUUGCAUCCAUGAAAUAUUGUAAAUUAAAAAAAAAUGCACUUAGUUUUAGUUCAUUUUUAGUUUUUAAAUUAGUUACGAUUUUAGCAAUUAAAUUUGGUUAUAAUAAGGCGAGUGAAAGGUAAAAGCAUCAGAUAGUACACACGAUUAUUAUACCCCUACCAUCAGCCGAAAAGAGGACACUCAAUACGCUCUCAGCAGUCUGACUAGUUUUACUGAUGCAGACUUAGAUAUAUUUAUUUUAUACUAAACCUUAGUAGUUCUAUCGAAACUAUUUUUUAUAUUUUCGAUUAUCUCAUGGAAUGAUGUUCUUUACAAUUAUAUAUCAAACUGCGCAAUUACAGAUAAUAACAUAGUACAAACUGAGUAUGAUAAAUAGUCUAAAUGUUGUAAGAGUUCUGUUAUGUAAAAACUUUACCUUAAAAAUAUAAUAAUGUUCAAAUAAAGUUUUGUCGUUUUGGUCAUCCUUAGUAUCAUAAAUGUCACAAUGGCUUUCAAAAUAUAGACAAACGGUAUUUCUUAAAUAUAACACCUAUCAAAUAAGGUUAGCUUUUAUGAUUUUGCAAAGCAAACAACCAAGAAUCUGCAUGUUAAAAGAAACCAUCCGUAAAUAUAAAAUCAAUACUGUGCAUUCAUUUAUUAAAUGAAAGAAUUGCUAAUAAAUUUUUACUAAAAAAUCUAAACUUUAUCGUAACAAAAAUUCUCCUAUAAAAAUAUACACACAACAAAUGAGUAAAGGUGCAAAUGUUUAAAUUUAAAAAAUGCACGACAAAACUGGAGACUCACCUAGAAUUAAUUUUAUCAAAAAUAUUUUUUCAUCACGACGUCUUAAUUUACCAUCAACAACAGUCUUCACUGGAACAACAAUAAGAACAAAGUUAAAUAUUAAUAAUAGUAAAAAUACAAUAACUAAUGAAAUUGGUAGUUUAGGAUUAAUUCCACAAUCGCGUCCGCCAAAUUUACCCGCUAAAAAUUCUCAAGAAGAAUCAUUGCACCGUAAACAACAUGACGCUAUUCUGGAUGGAAUAAAAAAACGUGAAUUACGUGAACAAAAAGAUAAUAAUAAAAAACGUGCUCAACAGUUAGAAGAUGAAAAUAAACUAUCGUCAAAUUUACAGUACUGGUAUCAAAAAGUAAUACCAAAUUUCAUUCAACUCAAAUCGACCACCGAGGUACAUGAUUUAUGGUGGCAAGGAAUUCCAUCAGCUGUUCGAGGACGUAUUUGGUGCCUAGCCAUUGCUAAUAAUUUAAAUUUAACUGCCGAAAUAUUCGUAGAUUGCGUAAAAAAGUUUAACACCAGUAAUCACAUAGAAUCAGCAUCAAUCAAAUUAGAUAUCACGCGUACAUUUCCGUCAUUACAAAUUUUCCAAAAAGACGGACCACUAUUUGAAUCUCUUUACAAUUUGUUAGCCGCUUAUUGUAUUUUCAAACCAGAAAUUGGGUAUGUACAGGGUAUGAGUUUUAUUGGAGCCAUGUUAAUACUUAAUAUGGAUGCUAUUGAUGCAUUUAUUUGUUUAGCUAAUUUAUUUAACAAUAAUUUAUAUCAUAACACAGCCCUUACAUUGAAUGAAAUUAAAAUUAAUAAUUAUUGGGGUAUUUAUAAUGAAUUAUUAUUUAGAAAUUUACCUUGCUUACAUAAACAUUUUUUCGAUAUCAAUUUGACACCAGAUUUUUAUUUACUUGAUUGGUUAUUUACAAUUUAUGCUAAAGCAAUGCCACUAGAUGUGACAAGUCGAAUUUGGGAUAUUUUUGUACGAGAUGGCGAUGAAUUUUUAUUUAAAACUGCUAUUGGUAUUCUAAUUCUAUACAAAAACGAAUUAUUGAGCAUGGACUUCGUGCAUGUUGCACAGUUUUUAAUCAAACUACCAGAUACGAUUAAAGUUGAUGAUUUGUUUAAGUGUAUUAAGUGGGUAAAUAUGAAAAUUGGUGAUAGGACUUUUGAUCAAAUGAUUUUAUUACUGUAAAUAAAUAUUUUAUUGAUUUAAAAAUAUUUAAUUCUUUACAAGCAUCUGAAGAAGUAAGACUCUGUAUUUUAAACGAUGGCUCAUCUUUUCCAAAUAUUUAGCUGGUUAUUCAUAGCAUAAAAGCAUACAAAAUUUCAUCAUAUAUGUAUAUAUGUCAGGGUCAGCGAGUGAAACUAAACUAGUUAACAAAACUAAAAACUGAAAAUUAAUUAUUCCAGCAGUAAAUGUCUUUUUUAAUUGAUAAAUAAUUUGAUAGAUAUUUUUGUUUUUUCUAUAGGCUAUAGUUAGAGGAUCUUCAGUGCUGAAACAUGAAGAUUUUUUUACUUUUAUUUUAGUAAAUUAACUCUAAGUCUGGGUCGUACCUAUCGAACUUUCGAAUUUUAGAUUUCUACUAAUUUAUUAAUUAGUUAUAAUUGCAGAAAUUUUGUUAGCUUCUGACCAAAAGCAGAAGAUGAACUUUUUCGGAAGAUUUUUAUCAUUUGAGUUCCAUAUAUAUUUACAAUGUAAUUAAAAAUCUCAAUUUCGAGAUUUCGUUCGUAUCCUAUUCGUAUAGAUACGUCCCACUCUUAAGUGUAGCUAACUCACUUCACUUGUUGAGCUUACGAACAUUAAGCCGGGCCUGUAGUUGUUUUUUCCAAGCUUUUCGCUCAAACAAAAACUCUAAACACACAUAAAGAACGAGGCUCGAUGUAAUAUUCUAUAAUUUAACAAGCUGUGGGCUAGUAUUAAAAUUGUUUUGAAUCGAUGAAAGUGUGUCACGUCGUCUAAUAAACAUUUCUGGUAAGCUAAAAUAUGUAUACUUCCGACAGGCUUGAAAAAUUUGAAAACUUUUGAUUAAAUCAUAUUAUCUGCCUAACUGAAUUUUGAUCUUUGAGUUCGAAUUUUUUUACAAAUAUUGAUGGAGAACUAAUUGAAAAAAUUUGAGUAAUUUAUUAAUUUUUUAUGAAAGUAUCAUAUUUUUCUUUUUAAUUGUGAUUAAAAUUCAUACGUGCGACUAAAAAUAGUCAAUUGAUUUUUUUUGACAUUCACAAAUAUCUCAAAUUAUAUAACACACAUACAUAUUCAAUCAGAAAAAUUUUAAAGGCUGAGGAAAAAAAUUGUGCAACGAGUUCGAGAAGUUAAUUAUUGCUGUUCUAGAUUGUAUUUAUGAUAGAAUUCUUUCCUAUGUAAUUAAUAGAAAGUUUUUUUUCUUCCUUUUUCUAUUAUAAACGUAUCUUCAAAAUUUUUCGUAUUCUGCGUAACCCUGGUGGAUCUGACUUUACGGUAAAUUACCAAAAUCCGGGGUAAAUUACGGUAUUCACACAAAUUUCGAUACUGUAUCACAAACUAUGCUGUUUUUAUGAUAAAAUGUACGGCCAAAAUCGGUGUUUGGCGGUAUUCUAUGGGAAUGUAUCUUAAAGUGUGGUACUCUUACGGUCAGAAUUUAGUUUUUAACUGUGAAACACGGCAUUCAGCAAAAUGUAAGCAUACAUGCCCGAUAAAAAAAAAUUUUAUACAGUUGUAUACAAUUGGAUAGAAAAAAUGGCCCGAUCCAAUUGUAUACAAUCGUAUAUAAUUAUAUCUAAUUGUGCAUAAUCAUAUACAAUCGUAGAUAAUUGUAUCCCUGCUUAAAAAAUCUCAUAAGCUCCGAUAGCUUCUUAUAAAUUCUCAUAGGAAUUUUAUGAGAAUCAAUGAAUUCUAUGGGAAGCGGGAGUCCUCUUCUCAUAGAACUUACUGAAUUUUAUGAGAUUGUAUAGGAGGUAUUUAAAAAAAUUAUUUUCUCAUAGAUUCUGAUAAGGGAUUCUUCAUAAGAAUCUAUCGGAAAAUACAAAUUUUUAUUAAAAAUGAGUUUUUAUAAGGUUGGAUGGGAUAAAAUAUUCACGGGAUUUAUAGGGAUCUAUAAGAAAAUAAUAAAAUUUACAAAAUUUCUAUUCAGUUGAGAAUGUAUGAGGAAAUGAUUUAGUCACUAACAAAUGGAAUCUAUGAGAAAAUAAUAAAAUUAGCAAAAUUUUUGUUUCAAUGAGAACGUAUGAAGAAAUCAUUCCGUCAGUAAUGAUGGGAUUCUAUGAGAAAAUAAUGGAAUUGACAAAAUUUCUAUUUGGAUGAGAAUGUAUGAGGAAAUGAUCCUGUCACUAAUAAUUAGAUCCUAUGAGAAUAUAAUAAAAUUUAUAAACUUCCCGUUUGUUCUCAUGAACGUAUCCGAAAAUAUUUUUACCAGUCACAAUUGGAUUCUAAAAGAAAAUAAUAAAAUUUACAAAAUUUCUCUUCUAAUAAGAACGCAUGAGAAAAUGAUCCUGUCAUUAAUAAUUGAAUUUUAUGAGAAAAUAAUAAAAUUCAUCAUAUUCCCGUUUGUAUGUUCAAUGACUUGUUGUCUCAUGUAAGUUACGGUAUUUACGCAUAUAAACAUAUUAGUCUAGUAAACAAGUGCCUUUUUGACGAAAAUCUGUCCAAGACCACCGAAAAUUAUGAUUAAGGUCUGAUUUGAUUGGAAAUGGCAUCUAUAAAAAAAAAAUUAAAGUAAAAAUUUGAGCCUGGCAAAAAUUGUAAGUUAUUAACAAUUUAGUAAAAAAAAAAAAAAAGUGGUUUGGUUUUUUACAAAUAGUUCAACAAGUAUUUGAGAUAUCCAAAAUCUGUAAAAAGAUCCUCAAAGAGCAGGAAAUUUCCAAAAAAAAGUCCUGUCUCCCCGAACUGUGCCAACAAUAUUUAUAAUUUUAAUUUAGCGGUGAUAAUGGGACUAAAAACGGGUAGCAGCGAAUGCACGCGCGUUAAUAGAAUCAAUAGCAUAAUCGAAAAAAAUUAUUUUAACCGAUUAAAUAUAAAUACCAAGAAAUAAAAAAAAUUUGGUUCUUUCUAAACACAUGGAUUAAUAAUAAUUCACCGAAAAAAAAAAUUGACCUCAAUUUUUCAAUUAACUAUGCUUUUGUUAUUUAGUUCAUUUUUGCGCGUUCAAAGUUUAUAUAAAAACCCUGAUUAUGUCUAAACUAAGAAUCCAGGAUUUUUUUCACUUCGUAGAGCUGUUCUUGAAAGGGUUUAGAAAAAAUCGCCGUUGGAAAAAUUAAAAAAUUUCGAUUUUUCACUUUUUUAUUUACGAUCUAAGGAAUUGAAAAAUCAAAAAUGUAAAUAAAGCAAUCAAGGAAUUUUAUUUUUUUUAUUAUUUUGUUUUCUUAUUGCUAAAAGCUACUUAACAAUAAUUAAAAAAAAAAUUUUUACUU
Messenger RNA from Microplitis demolitor, 5603 nucleotides. Its product is annotated as TBC1 domain family member 12-like. The record is from RefSeq and is a predicted model, not a curated record. The coding region runs from base 1210 to 2412 and encodes 400 amino acids. The transcript is spliced from 2 exons. NCBI's taxonomy places the organism in Eukaryota, Metazoa, Arthropoda, Insecta, Hymenoptera, Braconidae.